Morone saxatilis (striped sea-bass) is the source of this 3857-nucleotide messenger RNA. RefSeq names its product myb/SANT-like DNA-binding domain-containing protein 2 (gene msantd2). The record is from RefSeq and is a predicted model, not a curated record. NCBI's taxonomy places the organism in Eukaryota, Metazoa, Chordata, Actinopteri, Moronidae. The coding region runs from base 10 to 1668 and encodes 552 amino acids. The transcript is spliced from 4 exons.
AGAGGCAACAUGGCGGCGUCCAGUAACGCGGACCAUUCUCCAGAGAUAUCGACGCCGUUAAAGAUACCGAAAACCGAGGUGCCAUCCCCCGAGUCGGAGGAUUUGAGUGACAGUAAUCAAUACCACUCCAAUCCCUCGACCCCUAACCGCUUCUCGCCUUUGGACGUGGGCUCAGGGACCGCGGGCCGGACGGCGGCCUCAUCCUCCAACAGCUUCACGGCUUGCCGGGGGAUGUCGUGGACCCCGUCCGAGACAAACGCCCUCAUCGCGGUCUGGGGCAACGAGAGGCUGACGGAGGCGCGGAUGCAGCAGCUGGAGGUGGCGGGCACCGUGUUCUCCGGUAAGGCCCCCGGUCCUGCCAUGUACGAGCGGGUGUCCAGAGCCUUGUCGGAGCUGGGAUAUGAGAGGACCCCGUCCCAGUGCAGGGAGAGGAUGAAGACACUGCGGCGCUGCUACAGCCGUGUGAAGGAGCACGGCAUCGGCAAAAGGAAGAGCAGCUACACUAUUGAGCAGCUGGAGAAGGUGUUUGGUCAGGGAGGCUGGGACUCCCAGAGCUGUGCCCCGGUGCUGAUCAACAGCAGUGGGCUGUAUCAGGAGAUGGAGUCCGAUGGCAGCACCCUGGAAGACUUCUCCCAGGAGGACUGGUGCAACCAGGUGCUGGACUCCGCCUUCCAGGAGGGAGACAUGGAGACUGAAGAAAUCCAGGUGCCUAAAAACAGAGCUCUGCAGAUUCAAGCAGAGCUGUCAGAACAAACUCAAAAAAGGGACAUGAUGCAGACUGUGAUGCGUAUCCUGGAGUCAGUGCAGCUGAAAUGGGAGCACUUCCAGACGUGGACCGAGUUCUCGCGGCUGCACCUCUCCAACAAACUGGCCAUCUUCGGCGUGGGCUACAACACGCGCUGGCGCGAGGACGUGCGUUACCACUAUGCUGAAAUCAGCUCGCAGGUGCCGCUGGGAAAGAGGCUCCGCGAGUACUUCAACCCAGAGAAGCCAGAGGGCCGCGUCAUCAUGACCAAAGUUCAGAAGAUGAACUGGAAGAAUGUCUACUACAAGUUCCUGGACAUUACCAUCAGCGAGGCGCGCUGCCUGGAGCUGCACAUGGAGGUGGACUGGAUCCCUGUAUCCCAGUCCAGGGCAGCAGGCUGCAGCAGAGGCUCAUCCCACUACCUCCUCCCUGGGGACAUCCCCAAGGCGUACGGACUCUACGCUAUUGGCUAUGAGGAAGUGUCAUCCUCUAGCGACACCGCUCAGACCUCUCCCCAAGGUAACAGCGAAGACCAUAGCUUACCUCAGUGCGAGUUAGAGAACGGGGCACAGGCUGACGGAGAAGGGAAAGGUGACAGGACUGGGCUCAAAGUCACUUACUGCUACUUAGGCAUAGCUGAGGAUAGGACCAUACAGCAGUGUCUCUUCCAGCACUUUCAGGGUUCUGGCAAACACUACAGCCACAGCGAACCCUCUGCUGUGACGCGUUUACUGCAGGAGAACUGCCGUGUCGCCGCCACAAGUCUGGAUGGCGAGGGAGGGGAGGACUCAUCUCAGCGUUUAGCCAUUUACAUCAAAUUCAUUGAGGUGGAGCUGGACUUCCUCUCAGCAGGCUCCCUGGUGGAGUGCCUGGAAACCGCUGUCGGGUAUUCCUUGAAAUACAACAACAAAGAAGCAUCUUAACUACGCUCAGUGUUUGAGGGUAUCAACUAAAGAUAUGUGUUACAGCCAGUAAGGCAACAUGAAAGGUGACCAAUUCUGUUAUAAAGCAUGGAUGUGUGCUAGAGUCUGGCAUAUUUUUGCAGCCUUUUCAGCUCUAAGGAACUGAUUUUUCAUUAGACCCUUGUUAAGUCUAAAAAGAAUGACUAUGCACAAUAUGGCUAAUGUAUUGUGUAGAAAUAUGGGAACAGUAGCUUAAGUAUUACAGAACUGCAACAUCCAAGAAGUAUGUACUUAUUAUUUUAGGCUAAUGUGCACUACAAAGGAUUCUGCUGCUUGUUUAGUGUAGAUAAAUAUUGCCUCAUCAGGGAGUGUGGGGUUGGCAAGGUGACUACUGCAGUAUGCAUCUGUCUACCUCAGUAGGAUGUAGCAUACAAGGCAGCGAGGGGACCAUAGCGUGUAUUUAUUCUAAAACUGCCUUUACUUUGACUGUCGAGGUCUGGACCUGAAUUCACAAAGCGUCUGAGAGCGACGGCUGGUUUAUGCCUUAUGUUUUGCACGUGUGACCGGGUUGCAGCUAGCGAUGCUUUCAUGCCAUUUAGAGUAAGCAUUUGCCAUUGCUUUACGGACGGUGUUGACCAAUGUAGUUACCUGUGUAUCCAGGACACAUCCGGGCCGUUUGGGCGUGGUUUUCUCUCUAAUUCAAUUCGACACCACACAUGGUGUAUCGACAGCUCUUUGCAGCGAGUAAACAAAAUACCACGUUUACAGACAGCAUCAUAAAUAAUAAACAUAUUUCCCACAGCUUACCGUGGCUGAAUCCAAAUGGAAAAGGCUCUGCAGUGUAUUUAAAAUGCUUGAAAGCUGCAAAAAGAGGAAAUUAACAGGGUGUCUGCAAUAUGUUAAAUCUGGAUUUAAGGCCUUAAAAUGUUAAAUAUGAUUUUGACACGUCUUAAAUUGAUUGGAUUAAUGAAGUUAAUGUUACUUGUACAAAGUUCCAAUUUUCAGUCUUGCUUUUAAAAGUGUUUUUGAUCAUGCUGUAACGACGACAAAACCAACACUGAUUGUUCUAUCCUUUGUACGAGGAUGGAUGUGAUAUAGGUCUUAAAUUGCAUUCAUGAAGUUGUUAAAACAGUCUUAAAUUGAACCUGUUGAAACCUGCAGAAACCCUGAUUAAAGUUUAUCAGAGCAUCUCUACCACCCACUGCUGUUAAAUCAUCAGCUGAGAGAGAUUAAGUGUCAUAGCUGCCUCCUCAUGCUGUUGCCCCAUGCUGCACUCUAUUUAACCAACGUUCCCGCCCCAGCAUGACCGAAUGGAGUGCAUUUUAAGCUAUGUUGGUUUAGCUGUUUAGCUCUCCUGCUGACUCUGUUGCAUGGUAUUUUAUAGCUCUAAUGCACAUUCAAAUGCUCGACUAGGCUGGCAGUAUUCAGUUUUGCUCUUGCACAAGCAAAACUUGUUGUGCACAACACUGAAGUUUGGCUUUGCUAGAUAUUCUGAAAUACUGCCAGAUUAGUAAGGACAUUCAUUCAUUUACUUCUUGUAUUCUUUUUUUUGUGCCAUGGUAUCAGCCAAAAUGAGAAAUCACUGCUAUUACACUGGAGUAUAAAUACACAGUAAGCCAGUAUUGGUAGCCAGUACUUUGGAGCAUCUCUAGCUGCAGCUGUGGGGUUGUGGCUUUCAGUAGACACCAGAGGGGGAGCUGUGUUGAUGAGUUACCAGCAACCUCCCACAUACUGGUAUGCUAAAUGCACCAGUCUUGCUGAUGACACAUAAGUGGUCACAGGUGUAAACCAGGCCUAAGAGCACUGAUCUAAGACUUCUAGUUAAGACUAUAAGCUGCAGGGGUUCAUUCAUCCUUGACCAACAAUCAAACUGAAUUAUUUCCAAACAUGAUUCCUGAGGUUAUGUGCAAUGUGCCAGGAGAGGAGAGGACUGUAGAGAAGAAUCAAACAGUGGAUAAGUCCAUAUUGAAUCUAUGUAUAUGAAAUCUACCUUAUAUAUCUAUAAUAUAUAUUUAAGAAUUCAAUGUUCUUGACCAUUCCGGCUUUUGCAGACUUGCAAUGUUCAUUUGUUUGGGUAUACAGUAUAUGAAGAUAAAUAUGAUAUUUUAUAUUUUAUUGGUUGACACCAUGUCUUGUAUGUGAUUGUUUGGAAGUCACCGUCUUGUAUGUUUACAUGUUUGAAAAACAAUAAAUGGGGCACUCACUGUCAU